GUUUCGUCGACAGAAACCAAGUAGCUUUCCUGCAGUAAUAGUAACGCGGUUUUCGAGUCCGAAUUAAGGCAAGAUGUCAGCAUACAAGUACAUAAUCGGUCUGACUGUUCUGGUCGCCGCUCUAUUGACCAUCACCACUGUACCCUCUGCCAAUGGAGCUAUCUCUUCCUAUGCUGACAAUAAUAAGUCGCACCAUCUGAUCGUCGGCUACAGGAUGCCUGGUGACAGGAUUGUCCUCAGAGAGAACAUCAUCAAGAAUUCUAGCUGGAUGAAGAUUCAAAUUAUUGAAAGGACCUUCAAUAUUUCGAGGUACGAACGUAUCACCUACAUUGAAGCAUUGGAUCAGAAGACGAACGGAAACGGCGCACACUGUAGUAUUUUGAAUGGUGGACCUGGACACAGCAACGUCACCUUGAGAUGGAAAAGUCUGAGAGGUCAUAGCAUUAAUUUCGCCCUUAAUGUGUAUGGACGACCUUAAUUAGCCACAGUGAAAGCAGCUACUUCUAUGACUGAUACGAUUUCUGGAUACAAUUACGAUGAAGAGAAGUAAAAUAAACAAUUUUAAAGCUACACCAAUCUAAUACAUUCUGAGCUAUUUAUUAUACCAACACUAUCACUAUUGCAUUGCCGUUGAGAAAAAGAUAUGUUACUGAAUAUUUUGGUUAUUCGCUUUUAAGUCUUGUACAUGUCAUCAAUAAAUCAAUGUAACUGAUAUAA
Molecule: messenger RNA, 717 nt
Organism: Trachymyrmex cornetzi
Lineage: Eukaryota; Metazoa; Arthropoda; Insecta; Hymenoptera; Formicidae
Product: probable salivary secreted peptide
Exons: 1
Coding region: 74-478 (134 amino acids)
Source: RefSeq, a predicted model, not a curated record